Mollisia scopiformis is the source of this 856-nucleotide messenger RNA. RefSeq lists its product as uncharacterized. The record is from RefSeq and is a predicted model, not a curated record. The transcript has a single exon. Bases 228 to 689 code for a protein of 153 amino acids. Lineage: Eukaryota; Fungi; Ascomycota; Leotiomycetes; Helotiales; Mollisiaceae.
ACCACUGGGUGGCCAUAUUCUUGAAUCUCCGGAGGCAAACUGCUGAAUCUUAAGCAGUUGAGUCAAUAUCCCAGUCACCCACAGGGAAAGGCAGUUGCGACCAGAUCACUGUCCAGGGCUACUCGAGUAUUCAGCCUAGCCUGAAGCUGUUUGACCGAAUCGAGCCCCAGAUAUCCCACACAUAAGGAAAGGAUGAGCCACCGAGAAUUUCGUGUCCUCCUACAGCCAUGGUCGGUGUGUUCGGAGGCUUAUAUAUACGAAGGAAGGGUGUAGUUCGACCCUGCCAGGAAGGAUCGGUGGGGCAUGAGCUUAACUUCCUGAGCUUGAGACAGAGCAGGAAAAGGAAGAAUUUGUCGAGUGCAAGAUUCUCCGGAAGGAGGGACCCUCUUUAUGUGCUUUUGGAAACUGUCUGUGCCGUUUUGUUAUCUACAGUCGUACAAGUGCAACUUGGGCUUUGCCACAUUACAGAAAGUUAUGAUCGGAUUACAUAUAUCCGAUACUGCAAUUGGAUCAAGGGUGUAGAUUGGAGAGCAAAGUUGGCUUUCAGAUUGAGAACAUUAAACCGAAGAGAUGACCAGUUAUCGUUUAUUGUUCUAUGUUCAUACCCUACUUUGAGAACGUCCAAUUUUGCAGGCAACGGAGAGCUUCUAACAUCUAAGACGGUGGACGUGUCGCUAGCCCUGCAGUAGUUCAAAACUUGAGCUCUGGACAGUCUGAAAGUUGAUUCAGAAUGUCAAGGAAAGGGGCAGCCACAAAGAGGCCAGCAAUCUACUUGCAAAGCCCUUCAAGUUCCUAUUUGGGAGAUUUGGAUACCAGAAAUGAGCUCGACGUUGAUGCUAUUCAUCUAGCUUCCACA